Messenger RNA from Aspergillus luchuensis, 876 nucleotides. RefSeq lists its product as uncharacterized. The transcript has a single exon. NCBI's taxonomy places the organism in Eukaryota, Fungi, Ascomycota, Eurotiomycetes, Eurotiales, Aspergillaceae. The coding region runs from base 1 to 876 and encodes 291 amino acids. The record is from RefSeq and is a predicted model, not a curated record.
AUGAUGGUCGAAGACGAAUUCUACGCGGUCGCGCAGACCUUCACACAACACCUACACUACGCGGAAUACGUCCGACGGAAGAAAGAAGCCAAGUUGCAGAAUGCCACGACCAUACAGAAUAUCGCUCGACCGACCGAUGGUGUUACUGCGCAGAGCGAGGAAGCUAAACGCAAGGCUGCGGCGGAGGAUUUGUCCGCUCAGCAGAAGGAGGGGCUGCAGAAUAUGGUGGAGGGUGGAAGACCUGCGGUGGAUUCGGAAGAGGAGGAUGAUGAUGAUCAGGAGGAUGAUACUUGGGCGGGUACGUCGCUGCAUGAUCUGCUCAUUAGUCCGCGAAAGGCGCGGUCGUUGGUCGGCAUGCAGGGUAUCAAGUCGACGACGCGGGCGGCUGCUGGACUGGGGGCGUCAGCAGGGAGCAGCGCGGUUACCGAUGGGGCGGCAAGGGAGCGACAGGAUGCGAUGGGGGACGGCGAUCAACUGGAUGAAACGACGGAUGACGACGAUCUAGACGCACGGACGAGGACCCUGACGGGGCCGAGUCGUGUACAGCAUCAGCAUCGUACUGCUACGCCUACGCCUAUGCCUACUGCUGCUAGCUCGCGAAGCAGCCCGAUGAAUAAUCGGUCUACAGGGGACAGUGGAAUCAGAAGAGUGCAGUCUAUGAGCGGUAGAUACAGUACACCGAGGGCGAACCAAUCUAAGAAGAGAUUAAUAUUCGAUGAUGACUUUGACGGGCUUCCAGAGCCGUCUCGGUCAAGCAAUCAGAUGCAGGGCCCGAUAUCAUCCCCGUCAUUAGGCCGAAGAGCACCAAAUCCACGAGGCCCGGAUCCAAAGGCAAAGAAAUCGCGUCUCAAUGAAGUUCCAACAUUCUUGUUUUGA